AUGGCUGCUUGUCACAUGACCAAAGAAGUUAGCUUAUAAAAGACAAUGGUUCGAGAAGCCUGGACGUUUUACUUUUUCUAAACAAGUUUAAUGGUCUAAGUCAAAGAAUCUUUUUAGAGUUGGAGAAACACGGUCAUCGAUUAAAAGUAUUUGAAAUAAAUAAAGAAGACGAUAUGCUAAAAUAUUCAAAAGAUUACAACCACGACCUUAUUAUUUGUCCAUUUUUAACAAAAUGCGUACCAAGAGAGGUUUGGUCUAAAACAAAACCAUGUUUAAUUGUUCAUCCUGGAAUCCAAGGAGAUCGAGGAAUGAACUCACUAGACUGGGCUAUAAAGGAAAAUAAACUGCAAUGGGGUGUAACAGUUUUGCAGGCUGCAGAAAAUAUGGAUGCAGGAAAUAUAUGGUCAACAACCAAUUUUUCAAUUAAUCGAAAUAACAUGAAUUCACUAACAAAAUCGAGUUUGUAUAGUAACGAAAUUACUAAUGCUAGCGUGGUAUCAGUAUUACAAGCCGUUAGCAACUUUAUUGAUCAGGUUCCUUCAAAACCAUUGGAUUAUUCUGACCCAAACACAAAAGGUGUUCUCAAAAGGAAUAUGAAUAAUCAAGACCGAGAGAUAGAUUGGAAAUGUUCUGCAGAAGAAAUAUCAAGCAUAAUUCGCAUGUCUGAUUCUCAACCUGGUGCAAUUGCUGUUUUAUCUGUACCAAGUUGUAACUAUAGCAGCAAAUUCCGUGUCUUUGGUUCUGUUAUUGAAAAAGAGCAAUUGUUUAGCUUUGAUAAAAAUGCCCCUGGGGAUAUUGUUGGGCAAAGAAACGGAGCUAUUUUAGUAAAAUGCAAAAAUGGUUACAUUUGGUUGUCUCAUUUAAAAAACAAUAAACUGAAGUUACCGGCUAUAUAUUGGCUUCAACAAGCAAAAAAUUCAAUCGGAUACAUUCCAACUCUUAAGCUCAAUUAUUCAGUCGGAGAAGAGCCACAAACCUUUCAAGAAAUUUGGACAAAUGUGGUUGAUGGCGUUUGUUUUAUUCACUUCAACUUCUACAAUGGCGCAAUGAAUGUUUCUCAAUGUAAACAGCUUGAGAGUGUUUUGAAGUUAGUUGAUAGCAAUCGUUUAAUAAAAACGGUUGUUUUAAUGGGAGGGUACAAUUGUUUUAGUAAUGGAAUUCAUUUAAAUGUUAUUGAUCAUGCAGAAGACUCAUUCAACGAAUCUUGGGAAAAUAUUAAUGCUAUUAACGAUGUUGUGAAACAGAUUUUUCAAAUGUCUAAAACAACUAUCUCGGCAUUACAAGGAAACGCUGGGGCAGGCGGUUGCAUGAUGUCUUUGGCAAGUGACUACGUUUGGUGCCGAAAAGGAGUUGUUUUGAACCCACAUUACAAGUCUAUGAAGUUGUUUGGAUCCGAAUAUCAUACAUAUUUUUUAAAAAAGCGAGUUGGAUUAAGGAAAUCUCAAGAACUCUUGGACUCAACUAUGCCAAUACUUUCUUCAACAGCAUUAGAUAUUGGAAUGUUUGAUAAAGUGGAAGGAAACACAGUGGAGGAGUUUCGAGAUUUUGUUUAUAAAGAAUCUUUAUCAAUAAACUCCAGGUUUGUUAAGGAAAAAACCUAUCAACAGAUUUUUGAUGAGUUAGAACAUCACCGUAAAAAAGAACUUUCGAUGAUGAUAAAAAACUUCAGAAGCUCAGAAUACAAUGAAGCUAGAAAGAAUUUUGUUUAUCAUUAACAAAGCUAAUAAUUGUACCCUAUGGGCAUUUGUUUUUUAAAGUUACGUUCUAAAUGUCUUUUAAACGAUUUUUAAACGUCUUUUGAACGUUCUUAACGUAAGAAUGUUUAGAAGACGUUUAAAGGAAAUUUAAAAUACAUUUAGAACGUAACUUUUAAAAACAAAUGCACACUGGGUAGCUUGAUUUUUUAACGCUUUUAAAUUUGAAGUAAUUGUAUUACUUUUUUUUUUGUAUUUGAAACAUUUACAUGACUGAUUGAUUUAUUAACUGA
Messenger RNA from Hydra vulgaris (swiftwater hydra), 1987 nucleotides. RefSeq names its product hydrogenase maturation factor HoxX. Gene Ontology annotation, biological process: biosynthetic process. NCBI's taxonomy places the organism in Eukaryota, Metazoa, Cnidaria, Hydrozoa, Anthoathecata, Hydridae. The record is from RefSeq and is a predicted model, not a curated record. Gene Ontology annotation, molecular function: catalytic activity.